UCAUAACGCGAGUAGGUGGCUACUUACUAGGAAAACAAAGACAGGCGGCUGUGAGUCUACAGCUACAGAGGGCGCAGCUUUGACGAUGGACUAUCUGAACUACUCAUACAGAAAGCAAGCUAAACACUUAGAAACAACUAUCUGACACCGACAGCUACUUAAAAAGUUUGAUUUGGAGGCGUUGGGUUUCUUCAUUGUGAGAAUUUUUUAUCAGGAAUCCACAGGUCUUGUUUACAUUCAUGAAUAUAGCCAUGAAAGAAAAGCCUCCGCUUUUAAUUUAAGAGACGGCGCUUUUAAUUCAGUCUGGAUGUUUCUGUUUCGGUAAGAAGGAUCUUUUUUUCAAGAAUAGCAAGAAACCUUUAGUUAGUCCUGUUAGUUUCAAUGUUUGUUUUUAAACUCAGGAAAUGUAGUCGCUACAAAGCUCUGUAUCGUGACUUUUAUAAACAGCAUUUAUUACAGGUAACGGGAAUUGGCGCGGUUUUCCAGGAAGACUCAAUCUGAGACGCCGCCCUAUUAUUAGAGUUCUCAGGAUGGCAACUCAAGGCAAGGUUGGGUUGCAUUUAUUGUUGCUGUACUUAUUUGCUGUGCAGGACGGCAGUCUGGUUUGUGUAGAUGUGCCAUCGGAGACAGAGGCCGUCAAAGGGGGUUUUAUGAAGUUGACCUGCAUCUUCUGCAUGAAACGAGAGGAGAUCAAUGCAUGGACCACAGUGGAUUGGUACUACAUCGGUGCGGAUAAAAGCAGCGUGCUUAUUUUUCAGUACAAUGGUGAGCCGCGUGAGCCGAAGAACUUAAAGGACCAUUGGAGGGGUCGUCUGGUGUGGAACGGCAGCAAGGACAUGCAGGACAUUUCUAUUGGCAUUCAAAAUGUCAGUCUAAAUGACACUGGCACUUAUGAAUGCAAGGCUUUCCGCCUAUAUAAGUAUGAGUCAUUCACACUGUUUGGCAAUAAGACGAUCACCAUCGAUCUACAUGUUAAAGAAACGGCUUACUUAUUGGAAGGCACUACUACAGACAUCACGGCCCUGUAUUCAGAGAUCAUGAUGUAUGUUCUCCUGGUGUUCCUCACUUUCUGGUUGCUGGUGGAGAUGAUCUACUGCUACAGGAAGAUCUCCAAAUCUGAUGAACAGACGCAGGAUAGCGCGACAGACUACUUAGCCAUUCCUUCUGAAAAUAAAGAAAACCCGGGCCCUGCCGUAACGGAAUAAAAGUCUCACACCAUUACGUUACUGACGAGUCUCAAAAGUAACCAUCUGAAAAUGGAGAACAGGAGCUGAUCUACUGUAAUUCACAGACUGCCAGAGAAACCUGCCAAAUGAAAUCCCCUUUGUCUUGAUCAUGUGUUGUCUGAAAGCAACUCUCAAUUGGUUCAUUAUCUUCUGCUGUCUCAAUGGAAGUCAGCUGUAACACGCCCAGAUUGAUGAAGACAUGUACUGUAUGUAUCUGUUCUCAAAUUUUGCCUUAGCUGAGACACGAAUACAGCAGACCAGAACUCAAGAGCUGUCAGACUGCCUAUGUACGCACUUUUCUUCAAUCAAUCCUAAUUGUCAAAAGAAGCCUUUUCCUUUUUGGUAUAUACUGUAUUAACUCUUUUGAUAGACAUAGAUAAUAAGCCUGGAUUCUGAUAAGACUUGGUAUAUUUAUUGUGUUUUCUAUAAAAUUAAUCUCAUUCUAGUUUUUUUUAUUGUUUUUUAAUCUUUCUAAAAGCUUUUAUGUCCCUUGACUUUGCCACUUUGGAAUAAAUCGAAAAAACAGUGUAAAGCAAUGAAACAACUUUAAUGAGGUCAUACUGUACUGUGUAUAUGAGCAGUGAGUGCUUUUUGUAUGAUUGGAAGGAAAGAUGUGAUCUGUGUUUACAGUCGGUCACCGCUAGACUGAAUGCCAUUAUUUAUUACAUUAUUUGCAGUAAUGUUUUAAGUCAUCUUUAUACUAUUCAAAUUUUUAAACUGCCUAUGUCUAAUGUCCUUAACAUGUUGAUUACAUUGACAAGUUAUGAUAUAGACAUUAAACAGUAACAAUCAGUUUCCUUGGUAAGAAAACAGUUUUGGGGCUGUACUUUGGGUUUGUAAUUUUAUUAUUACUUUGCUUUUUAAAUUAUUUUAUACAGUACAGGUCAUUGUGAUGGUAGUUAGCACUUCGCUUGCUCUGGCUUGUUAUAAUGGAACUUAUUAUUCGUAAAAGCUUGUCAUGUACCAUUAAACAAAGACAAUGCA
Messenger RNA from Paramisgurnus dabryanus, 2210 nucleotides. The record is from RefSeq and is a predicted model, not a curated record. NCBI's taxonomy places the organism in Eukaryota, Metazoa, Chordata, Actinopteri, Cypriniformes, Cobitidae.